GAAAGAAAGAGAUGAUGUACAGUGUCUAGAGAGUAACAGGAAGUGUUUACUCUGAUGCUACAGACCUCUAAGGGAGUGAGACAAUUCAACGGACUGUUAAACAAGUUCAGAAGGGGCACAGCAUGGUAACUGUCCCUCUGUCUGCUCCCCUUGUUGGGGGUCAGAGGGGAAGUGGCUCCAAAUUUCAACAACCGCAAAGAUACUUUCUUCAGAAAUACCUCCAGUGUCCGGUCUGAAUGUAGCUCUUCCCACUCCGCUCGAGCCCGACACACAGGGCUUAGAGAAUCCUGCGCAAUAUAUCUCUGCUUAAAAUGCUUCCUCUCCUGCAUACAUCUGUCAGAUAAUCGGUAACCACUAUUACUUUGCCUCUCUGUAUGACCGUGGCAGGAGGAUCCCUCUGUACUCUACCUAUGAAAUGGAUAUCAAAGGGGUCCCUGGCAGAGAGGGGUCCAUAGUUUAUUAUAAACCACAGCUUGUGCAUCCUGACCUACCACCACAGCAAAUGGAUAAGAUAGGAUCAUCCGGUGAGAUCAAGAAAUACAACCAAAACAAUGGCUGCAGUGAACGCUCUCCACAAUACCAACGGAAAUACAAGCUGGGCUGGAGUCAGGCUCUCGAUGACAACUUUGGCUUGUACGACCGCGGGCACCUAAACCCCGCAGGACACCAUAAAGAAGAUGCCUCCAAAGUCACCAUGACCCAUACCAACGUAGCUCCGCAAGACAGGAGGAUGAACAACGGGCCAUGGAACCGGUAUGAGACGAGGCUGAAGGAUGUUUUGAGUGCAGGUUGUAGUAAGAUGUAUGUGGUGACAGGGGUGGUCCCAAGCAGCACAUGGGUAGACCAGAACCAGCGAGUCAAUGUUCCGAGUCACUACUGGAAUGCCUACUGCUGCACCGACAACAACGACAAACCUCUCAAUUCUGGAGGUUCCUUGGGUCCUAACACAGCUCAGGGUGUUGUUACAGAGUAUACCUCUGUUACAGUCCUUGAGACUGAGCUUAGAGGGCUACUGAAUGUUGACAACAAUUUCAACAUUUUUAAUGGCUGUUAGUCCAAUAUAGAUGUGGACAUGUCUUAUAUAUCUGGUAUGAUUGUUUUGGAUUUUGAAUGAAUGCUUAGGCUAUGAUGUUUGUUGUUACUAUUUAGUAUAGGCCUACUGUAUAAUGACGUUUAUGAACCUAUAGAUUAUAUUGAUGUAGGCCAGUGGCCAGAUGUUUCACAAUUUAGCUCACCUGAUUCACCUAUUCAACGGCUUGUUUAUUAGUCGAGACAGGUGUGCUAACUGUGGAAUAGUUAAUAUACAAGGAAUGGCUGGGGGUCCCUGAGAAGAGGUUGAAAACCCCUGAUUUAGGCGACAUCAAUAUUUUAAACAAAUCCCUGACCAUAAAUAUUAUCCUAUUGAUCAAAUUUGUGCCUAAAAUGUAUUACAAUUUAAAAACGUGACCUUAGUAAUAAUUAUUCGUAAAGCGUAUCUUUGAUUGUUUGGUCACACAGAAUUACGCUAUCAACUCUUUGUAAAUGCUUGUUGCUAUGAAUCUUUCACCCAAUAAAGCUUGAUUUGCAAAGCAAAUUGUGGAAGGAGGAAAUGUAUACAUAGACAUAAAUAUGGAAAUAUUUUUCACAUAGUGUUCGUGAACCGCUUGGUACUUUAUGUCAAAAGACAUCGGAUGAAGGCAGCAAAACUGUGGGUGGAGAUUGGGUCACUGUACACUUUAGUGGUCGAUAAAGUGCAUAAACUGGGAAGGAGAAUAACAGGGUUUCCCAAACUCGGUCCUAACCCCCCGGGUGCACAUUUAGUUUUUUUGCCAUCACACUACACAGUGGAUUCAUAAUCAUCAAAGCUUAAGGUCAAAGGUUAUUUCAACCAGCUGUGUAGUGCUAGGGUAAAAAACAAAACGUGCACCCAGGACCAGGUUUGGGAAACCCUGGAGUAUAAAAGGGCUACAUAUCGGGCCACGAUCAGUAUGCAAAUGUUGUGGAACGUUGCAGACAGAAAUGCCAUAGCAUCACAGGAUGAGGGGAGGACGGCUCAUAAUGGCUGGAAUGCGGUAAAUGGAAUGGUAUCAAACGCAUUAAAACCAUGUAUUUGAUGUGUUCGAUAGCAUUCCAUUAAUUCCGUUCCCGCCAUUACUAUGAGCCCGUCCUCCCCAGUUAAGGUAUCACUGGUCGACUGUGUCAUAGAUAGAGAUGCCUCGAUUCAUGACUCAGUUGAACAACUCAGUCGAUUCUAUUUCAUUCCCAUCUACUGUAAUAAAAACGAAAACUGAUUAGUAAAAUGUGUAUUGCAUAUUGUUGCUCUAUGCAGUGCCAUUGUUACACAACUCUUAUCUGUCUAACUUCCAGAGUCUGACUCUGUAUGUUUGUUCAUUACAUUUUGAUUAAUUGUAUCAGGAAAAACAUUGCCAACCCAAACUACGGUAUGAGGGGGAAAAAAGGAUACCUUUUUUUUGUUAUUUCCUCCUCCAGUCAGGAGAUUGAUUGUACAUUUAUUUUGCACCACUUGCGCACGCGACGCGGGCGGUGUGGUCAGCAUGUUAGGCAAAGGUAAUGGACAUGGUUCCUAAUGCAGUGGAUGAGCAGUACACUCAGUGUCGGGAGCAGAUGCUGAAGAAGGUUGUGGAAGGGGGUCUGCUGGAAGAAGAACUGAAAGGCAGUAUAGAGUAUAGUGACGCCUGGGGGGCAAAGCAGUGUCCGAAGUUAAUCCCGGGAGGCGUCAAGCAACACACGGCUGCAUUGGUGGCUUAUGGACAUGGGGGACACGUGUUCAGAAAGAUUUUCAACAAUGCAGUGGAGACUCAGGGUGGGAAUGUCAAUGUCUAUAACGGCGACUUCCGGUUCAAAUCCCUCCACUUCCUGCUAAUGGAUGCCAUGAGGCUUCUGAAGACAGAGAAGUGCCAAACUGUGUUUUAUGGCACAAACCAAGUGUAUGAGGCAGAAGUAGGGUCAGAAGUGCGAUUUGGGAGGUUUACCACAACCAGGGCCAAACGUUCCGAUUCGGAGGAAUCUGCUACAGACAAUGGGAUUCUUUUCAAUGUCACUUCCUGCCCUGUACUCAACAUUGCUGAGUACACUUGCUUCUCAGACAGCAUUGAUCAGCUGCUAUCCCCAGCAGAGGUGUUUAGGGUGGCUGAGGUAAAGAAUGUAAUAAAUAAAGAUCACGAGUACAGAGAUAUCGUUUUGACAAGUUCAAGGACUCACAGCAUUGACAGCAUCCGCGACUGUUACCUCUUUCCCAGAUCUCCUACAAGUACGAGUCCUCCAUCAAUCAUCCCCAAAGGCUCCUCUACUCAAUGGCUUGGCUGUAGCCUCUCUGUUCUUGUGGUUGUAUCUUUGUAUCUCUCUCUAUCUCCCUGAUCACCAGGACUGAUCAUCUCUGAUAAACUAAAGUGUUGAAUGCUAAUAGAUGUGGUAAAGAAAUCAAUGGAACGCAGACCGUGGGGGAUAGAAGGACGCACAUUCAACAAAUCUGAUCUAACAAUAUAGAUAUUUGAUGUAUUGCAACAUGCCUACAAUGUGGUUACUAAAGUCUGAUUUGGAUAUAUUUGUCUGUUUUCGUUGCAUAACAUUUAGAAAUAGUCCCUUUUCAGGUUUAGUAGAAGUGACUGCUAAAGGCUAACUCCCAUUCAUAUAGACUGGUAGCAUAGCUAGCAUAGAGAAAUCGAUGGUGGUAGUCAGUCGGUUUUAACUGUAAUGCAGUUUCUUGGUGAUGAUAACAACUUGUAUACGGGUUGACACCCAUAUCAGCAUUAUUCUCAGAUUUUUACCUCAACAUAGUGUGAAACACAUAAACAAUAGCCUAAAUGUAGGCUAAUUUUGCUGGUGGCCAUUGAGGAGAUUCUGGAUCUUUUCCCCACGGCAUUAUUCCCCCCAUGCGUUUCCAUGGCAUUUCCAUUGUCUUGGUUGAGUUCCAUGGGCCUUUUUACCAUUCUUAGCACUAGCCUUUAGGUCUUAGUUACAAGGUGUUUGCACUGACUCAAUCACAGCUGAAGCCACACAUGUUUUGGCUAAUAUUUCAUCCUUAUCCUGGAACCUGCAUGUUGUGCAGGCUUUUGUUCCAGCCCAGCACCAGCUCACUGGAUACAACUAAUCAACCGAUCAUAAAGCCCUUGAUUAGUUGAAUCAGAUGUUUUAGUACUGGACUGGAACUAAAACCUGCACACACUGUGUGACUUGGACCAGAAUUGAAGAACAAUUCAUUUGAGUGUUGCCUCAUUGAAGCACAUGGGCGUUUCUGCAAAGAAGAGUUGAGGUCAAGCCUGCCUUACAACUGUGGUGCAAAUAUCAAUACGCAGAGGUCCUGGCAUAACUGACGUAACUUACACUGUUCUAAGAAGUUUCUUUAAUUGUAUAACUGACGUAACUGACUGUUCUGUGAAUUAUGGUUUCAAGUUGUUCACCCCUUUUUUUCUAAUAAAUGUGCCAGCCACUUGCUGGUUUUAACUAUGCUACUCUGUAUUAUCUGUCAUCAAUACUCUCCUCUAUGCCACACUCUGCUGCCUGCUAUAUAAGAUAAACAAAGAAUGAUCCACAAGCCAUAUUACUAUACCCACAUUCACUGAGUGUACAUAAACAACCAAUGGCACCGGAGGGUAGGGCUGCCGUCUUAUCGGCUCUCAACCAAUCAUGCUAUUUUGUUUGUUUUUUCGCGUUAUUUGUAAC
Messenger RNA from Salmo salar (Atlantic salmon), 4662 nucleotides. NCBI's taxonomy places the organism in Eukaryota, Metazoa, Chordata, Actinopteri, Salmoniformes, Salmonidae. The record is from RefSeq and is a predicted model, not a curated record.